AUGAAUGGAGCGACACUUGCAAUUUUAGUUGCUACAUUUUUGGCAAUUGUCAUUGUUCUUUGGGUCGCAAAUUGCACAGGUUGCUUCAAGAGCAAACCCGCUGUAGAAGAAGUAAUCGCGAGUGAACCUUUAGUUACAGUUUCACCUGUUGUCGUAAGCAAUAGCGUUAUAUAUACAAAUCCAAAUCAUACACCUCUCUUGCAACCAAAUCAAUAUCCUUCAAAUGGACCUCUCAUUAUCGAUCAAAAUGCUCCUCCACUUCCUACUUCCGUCGCAUUUGAAUCAGCCGACUUUCCAUCUGUUACACAAAAAGCUCAGACUACAAUGCAAUCUACUGAAUUUCCUUCAGUUACUCCAAAUAUGCAAUAG
Trichomonas vaginalis G3 is the source of this 369-nucleotide messenger RNA. RefSeq lists its product as uncharacterized. The record is from RefSeq and is a predicted model, not a curated record. The coding region runs from base 1 to 369 and encodes 122 amino acids. Lineage: Eukaryota; Parabasalia; Trichomonadida; Trichomonadidae. The transcript has a single exon.